Molecule: messenger RNA, 4721 nt
Organism: Anthonomus grandis grandis
Lineage: Eukaryota; Metazoa; Arthropoda; Insecta; Coleoptera; Curculionidae
Product: neuroligin-4, Y-linked-like
Exons: 11
Coding region: 675-4265 (1196 amino acids)
Biological process (GO): postsynaptic membrane assembly; neuron cell-cell adhesion; synaptic vesicle endocytosis
Cellular component (GO): cell surface; postsynaptic membrane; synapse
Molecular function (GO): signaling receptor activity; neurexin family protein binding
Source: RefSeq, a predicted model, not a curated record
UAGUUCAGUACGAAACGAUUGACAAGCGGCAAUGCUUGAAACGAAAGCUAUUCGGUGUUUUUACGACUAACGAGUUUAAUUAUAUAUUUAAAUAGUGACAUUGGGUGUAUAUUUUAUAUAGAAAAAAAGUGCUGACAUAUUUUGGGAUUUGUUUAAAGUUCUCGAUAAAGUGCAAAAAACAACUCAAGUCAUAUAAACGGGUGUCGAUGAGUGAUUUAUUUAGGUUACACUUCAAUAUUUGUUUCAUCAAGUUAGUUUACAGCCUCUUUACAAAAUAUACACAUUAAAAUGACUGUUUGUUAGUUUUCGACUUUAUUACGCUACAAAUGCGUCGAAUGUAAAUUUAUAGCGAAUUAAAGAUUAAGAAGAAUAUUUUUCUGUUGGGCGCCAACAUCCUCCAAUCAGUUAAUGUUAAAAAAAGUUAUUUACGUAUUCUGACGCACAUUAAAAAUGAUGUAAAUUAAUCACACAUUACGAGCUCAAUAACUGAGAUUAGUUCAAUUGGAAAUAUAAACAUUUUAGUUUCUGAAUCGACAAGUCAAUAAUUGAUUUUAGUUUAAACGAAUACAUUGUUUUGAUUUCAUGGGAAGACUUUAAUUAGGGUCUUAAACUGUUUCUAAAUGGAGGCCAAAUAGUCAUAAGGAUAUCCGCUGUACGAAAAAUAUUUCCGCAACAUGUCAAACUAUCUAACGAAAUCCGUGACAAUAUUUGUGACUUUUUACUCGUUUACCUUGUGUCAAUCGAAUGAUUAUUAUUAUUCACAAGUGAUAAAAACACGUGAAGUGUUCCUUAAGAAGCAAGGAAUCAUACAGGGAACAAUAGUGCAAUUUAGGAAUUCUUCACUGUCUCCGGUGGAGGUGUACAGAGGCAUACCAUAUGCGGCGCCACCUAUAAACCAACUGCGAUUUAUGCCACCAAGAAGUCCAUCUUCCUGGCAGGGAAUAAAAUUUACACGAGACUUUGGACCAGUAUGCCCACAAAAAUUUCCAAAAGAGGACGAGAUGACUUCGGAGCGUAGAAGUUACGUAGAUCGUCUCAAAGAGUUCCUCAGAUACGAGAGUGAAGACUGUUUAUAUCUAAACAUUUAUGCACCCUAUCAAGAAUACCCCAGAAGCUAUCCAGUAAUUGUUUUCCUGCAUGGCGAGUCAUUUGAGUGGAACUCUGGAAAUCCUUAUGAUGGAGGAGUUUUAGCAUCAUAUGGACAAGUCAUUGUGGUCACCCUAAACUUUAGGCUAGGAAUACUUGGUUUUCUUAAAGUAGAAGCAGGCGAUACAACGCUUCAAAGUAACUUUGGCUUAGUGGACCAGUUGGCAGCACUACUAUGGAUAAAAGCAAAUAUUGCAGCCUUUGGAGGUGACCCCGGUAGGGUCACCUUAAUGGGUCAUGGUACUGGAGCGGUAUUUGCAAGUUUAUUAAGCAUAAGUCCUAUGGCAAUUUAUGAACAAAAUCAACAAUUAUUCCAUCGAGCAAUUUUAAUGAGUGGCACAGCUCUAUCCGAUUGGGCUCUAGUCUCAAAGCCCUUGGAUGUAUCCAUACAAGUUGCUCAAAUAUUAAAUUGUCAAUUAAUGGAUAAUUUUGCAGCUUGUUUGAGGAAAAAACGUCUGGAUGAACUUAUGGCAGCCACACCAAUAAUGGAGCCCUACAAAACCGCUUUUGGUCCUGUAGUUGAUAACUUUGUGGUGCCCAACAAUCCACAGAAAUCCAUGCUUAAUUAUACAGAUAUUUUUAAAAGAUUCGAACUAAUGUUUGGCGUUACGGAGCUAGAAAGUCUGCAUCUAUCCUUAGGUGGUGACCAAGCUCUAUUCUACGGCCUCUACGAGAGUAAGAGAGAUGAAGAGCUGCGCAAAUAUAUGCGUAUGCGUUGCGAAAUUAAACCAGAAGCAUGCUUUGCGCAAACUAGGGCUAGAUACAACUACGAAGACAGAAAUUUUCAAAAAGAGCAACCGGUAUAUUGGAUCCAGGACCAACCGGACCGAGCUACCCUUGCCAGGGACGAACUUCUGGAUAUUUUAUCCGAUGCCAGGACCGUAGCUCCCCUAGUUUUAACCGGACUGUAUCAUGCUGCCGCAAAUUAUCAAACGUAUUUUUACGUUUUUAGUCAUAAGACUAGUUCUAGAAAUUACUUGAGAAAUUUAAGUUUUACCGGGGAAGAGUUGCCUUAUGUGUUCGGGGUUCCUAUCGAGGGUCCCAAGUUUCAUUUCCAGGACGUCCGUUAUACCGAGGACGAAAGAAGACUCAGCAUGACGUUAAUGGAGUGUAUUGCGAAUUUUGCUAGUACCGGGAAUCCAGCUGUGCCGAGGAAGGAUUACACCAAAGUUAACUUUAGCGAGUGGCAUCAGUUCUAUCCAGACUGGUUUCAGUUUAACAAGGAGGAACAAUUUUAUUUAAAAUUUGAUAUUCCGAUCACCAGGGAACAAUUCUACCGAAAAGAACAGAUGGAGUAUUGGAUCAACUCAUUUCCUCACAUCCUCAACUUUUCACAAAACCCUUUGCCGUGGAACACAUAUAAUGUAAAACCCAGUAACCCAAGAGAUAAAUAUGAAAAUUUUAACAAAGGCUUUGGUAAUUUAAAAAGAAUUGGCAAUAGUGCCGAAACUGACCCGUUCAGGAAUCGUGAAACCUUCGGCCAUAUACUGACCUCGCCGCCAGAGGAGGUUCGUCAAAGCUCCUCAACUAUUAGCAUUUUAGUAGUCCUUGGUGGAAUGUUUCUGUUGGCAAACCUGGUAUUCUUUACAUUUCUUUAUAUUAGGUGCAUUAGAAAUAAAAAACCUAGCCAGGAUAACCAGGAAACACCAGAAGAUGAACCUGAAGAUGACGCAACGUUACUGCAGGGCUGCAACAUCGUCCAAAUGAUCCGAAAAAGCCAGGCAAUAGCAGAUGAUACUUACGACAAAGUACCAAGUGACUCCAAGGCCAAGUUGACUAGAGCGAUGUCGAACAGUACUAUUGAUGCACAUGCAAAAGUCCGUGAAUGGAUAACUAAUGAAAUAGUCUUAAAAUACAGUCCUAAAGUUAAGCGAAAGCCUGAAAAACAAAAAAAGAAAGAGAAGGUGAAGGAGAAAGAACAGCAGCCUACUAAGCCUAUGUUAAUCAAGACGGCAAGUAUUGACAGGUCUAAUAGGCGCAAAAGAGCUGAUAAAGUAUCUGUGGCGAUUGAUGCCACACCUUCCGGACGUGGUCCCAGUGUUUUAAUGCAAAAACCCAUUGAACUUUCCAGAUCUUUUGACUAUGCCAAGGCGUCCCCGCAGCCGCUUCGUAGAUCCGUUACUUUGGAAGACUUUACCUCACCUAAGAGCACAAGUAACAGUGAGUUAAGAAAAAGCAUUACAAACUUAGAUCUGGCAAAUCUAAAUGAACCUCAGUACAUUAAAAUUGAACACAAACACUCCAAAAGCGAUCCAGUCCAAGACGUAGACUACAGCGCCAUCAAGCGUUUAAAAACAUUUGAUCCAACCAACUUGGAUAUUAACGUCACUUCUAAAGACGACAAUCCAAAUAUCUUAAAUCCGUUGUCACCUGAAGAAGCUCUAAUGACGAUUAAAAGACGAAACUUCCCAAAAGUGUUGCCAGAUCAUCCAGGGCGACAAGCGUUUCUAAAUAAACGACGCAGUAUGCCUGUCCAUAACCUCUAUUUCCCACCUACUGAUAAACUGUUAUAUUCUAAUAGCGAGCCCUAUAGUCCAACUGGAAGAAACUUUAUAAGGUUUCCUCCAAUGCCUCCUCCAAGAACAACAACUCUAGGAAGGCAAGGAAGUAAUCCUCAGCCAGUAUGCAUUUCUGAGCCAAUGUUAGCAGAAGAGACUUGCUCUAGCCCUGAGCCAGAACUGUCUUGUAAUAACCUAUAUAUAGGCCCUCUGGUGCCUAAGGAAAGCAAGAAAAAAGAGCAAAAGGGCAUACCACGCGCUAUUAUUACUACCAACCCAAAUGAACCCAUAAAAAAGGUUGAUCCCAAAGUAAUUGUAAAACCCAGUAUUAUAAGGGCAAAGUGUGAAGACAAAGCAAAUCAUCCGAGAGUUGUGGUACCAGACAAUCGUCCAGAAGUGCAUGGGCAUAAACCUGAAGGUCUAUGUUUUAAAGACAAGACUGAUGAACAUAAAGAUAUAUCGGAUAAGAAAAAGAAAUCUCAUAUACCAAUGCUCGUGAAGAGCUCCAACACUAGUUUAAAUAAGGAUACGUCAAGUCCAGAGUCAAACUCAUCUAGUCCUGAUUCAAAUUCUCCUAGUUCUGAAGGAAGUGAUACUGGAACGGUGGUUAAAAGAGUAUAAAUGGAAAGUAAAACUGUCGGGAAAGCUAGGGCAUGACAUUUUGACUCAGCUCAUUCGAACAUUAGUUUUGUUGUAUAUUUUGUAUUCUCUUAUGGCAACUAAAAGAUUAAAAAUAAAACAGUUGAAAUAGAUCAUUAUUAUAGCUCUUUAUAAGGGUUAAAUUGAUUAUUGGUAUAAUUUAUGAAAUUAAUCAUUUAAGGUUUAGGUACGUUUUCAGGGUAAAUGUUUUAAAUUAUGUAAUUUUUCUUAAUUUCUAAUUCGUGUAUAAUUUUUGCAGAUUAGUGAUAUAUUAUUUAUUUUUGUAUAUAAAAGACUGAAAAAAAAUAUAUAAGAUUAAAUGUAAAUAAAUUGUGUUGUCGAUAUUUGAGCCAUUUAAACAGUAUUUAUUUUAGAAUUAACAACUAUUUAUUUAUAAAGAUUUUUUUAAUUAUUGUGAAUAAAAUUAGUCACAAUUGC